AAGUUUAGUUAGUUCGAACUGAAUUCGUCUAGCGUGCGGACGUGUGCUCUAGGCACUCCUCCUCAUAUUAUCCCUCAAAAAACAAAUAAAUCAAAUAGUGCAGACCAUUAUACCAAAGACACCUAGUCUUAGUUACUGCGACAGUGCCGAAAAGAGAAGCGCGAGUUUUAAGAAAAGUCGUGUCACUUUUGGAAAAGCAAACAGUUGACGCAAGAUGCCACCGAACGCCCAUGCCGGAGCCCAGUCCAUUACGGACUCUCUGCUCGCCGCGGCCACCGCCGCUGCCGAUUCGGAGCAGCCCCUCAACAAGCUGCAGCAGGACUCCACCGGAGUGCUCUUCGAGUGCGAUGUGGAGACCACAGACGGUGCCCUCGACAAGGACAUUGUCUCCUUGAAAAAGGCCGAAAAGCGCCGCCUGAAACUCGUAUGGCGCAACAUCAUCGCCUUCGGAUACUUGCAUCUGGCGGCCCUCUAUGGAGCCUACUUGAUGAUUGCCUCCGCCAAGUGGCAGACCAUUGCUUUCGCCUACAUCAUGUAUGUGGUGUCCGGUUUGGGCAUCACUGCCGGAGCUCAUCGCCUUUGGGCCCAUCGCUCCUACAAGGCCAAGUGGCCUCUGCGCGUGAUCCUGGCCAUCUUUAACACAAUCGCCUUCCAAGAUGCCGCCUAUCAUUGGGCUCGUGAUCAUCGUGUGCACCACAAGUACUCGGAAACCGAUGCUGAUCCCCACAACGCCACUCGUGGAUUCUUCUUCUCCCACGUCGGCUGGCUACUGUGCAAGAAGCACCCCGAGGUGAAGGCCAAGGGCAAGGGAGUCGAUCUAUCUGAUCUGCGUGCCGACCCUGUCCUGAUGUUCCAAAAGAAAUACUACAUGAUCUUGAUGCCCCUGGCUUGCUUUAUUCUGCCCACAAUCGUCCCCAUGUACUUCUGGGAUGAAUCCUUCGUCAACUCCUGGUUUGUGGCUACCAUGUUCCGCUGGUGUUUCAUUCUGAACGUAACCUGGCUGGUUAACAGUGCUGCCCACAAGUUUGGCGGACGCCCCUACGACAAAUUCAUUAACCCCUCUGAGAACAUUUCGGUGGCUAUCCUUGCCUUCGGCGAGGGCUGGCAUAACUACCACCACGUCUUCCCCUGGGACUACAAGACGGCUGAGUUCGGCAAAUACUCCCUAAACUUCACCACCGCCUUCAUUGACUUCUUCGCCAAGAUUGGCUGGGCCUACGACCUGAAGACCGUGUCAUCGGACAUCAUCCAGAAGCGUGUUAAGCGCACCGGCGACGGCACUCACGCCACAUGGGGCUGGGGCGACAAGGACCAGUCCAAGGAGGAAAUGGAGGAUGCUGUCAUUACACACAAAAAGAGCGAAUAGACAGACCGGGCCUAGGGUUAAUCAAGGGAGGGUUCAGCAAGAAAUCAAUCAAAACCAUUGAAAAGUUAUUUUCCAUUUGCAUAUGUCCGCGGAUUCAAUUUCGUAAAGCAACAGCAGUAGAGAAGCAAACAAAAAAAGACCAUUUAAUUAAUUCUAAGAUAUAAAAGUUAAUAUAAUUCUUUGUUGUAUCUUGAGAACUUUAUACCGUUGGUGCUAAACCAGCUCUGGAAGCUGUUUUUUCGCUCUGGAACCGCUUUGGAAAAACUGAAAAAUGAAAAAUAAUUUUGUAUUUAUACAUAUGCAUAUAAAACGCUUUAAACCUGUAUAUUGAUGUACAAUAGACGGAAAAUUGGAGCUUUUUCA
Molecule: messenger RNA, 1729 nt
Organism: Drosophila bipectinata
Lineage: Eukaryota; Metazoa; Arthropoda; Insecta; Diptera; Drosophilidae
Product: acyl-CoA Delta-9 desaturase
Biological process (GO): unsaturated fatty acid biosynthetic process
Cellular component (GO): endoplasmic reticulum membrane
Molecular function (GO): stearoyl-CoA 9-desaturase activity; iron ion binding
Source: RefSeq, a predicted model, not a curated record